AAAAUGAGCAGUUUUGGUCAAGAUUCGAGCACAUGGCUUCUUGUUAUAAAGUCUGGAGAUGUCAAUCAAAGCAGCUAUGAGGCCACGUGAUUGGCUGAUAUUCGGCAUCCCUUCGAGUGUUCGUAAGCAGCUGUCUUUUUAGAAGCCAGUCUUGUCAGAAAAAACCCGAGUUCCAAUGGAUUUUUGCCUUUUUUCUCGCCAAAAUCGCUCUAGAAAGGCAAUCGGGAGGUUGUUGUAGCGUUAUGACCGUUAUGACUCUUCAACAUCCGCACAUGGAGUUUAUUCAGCCGGUUCAAACCCCUCAGGAAAUACAGCCCUCUCCUCUGGCACUCUUAGCUGCUACAUGUAGCAAGAUUGGACAAGGUCCUGAUUUCCCACAAGACCAGAAUCAAUCCGCCAUUAAUCAAGUUCAACAGCAGCAAGACUUCGUUCAAGUUUGGGCGCAGGAGCAGGCAUCUUCUGUCCAAGUCAACGAUGCAUUCUCGUCGAAUCAACCUAAUAUUCUUCCUGCUCAAAACAGUUCAAGUCCAGCGUUAUAUUCCCCCUUAAAUGCACUAAGUCAGAUCGAUACUAACCAAGUUUAUUAUGCUAUUGUUACGAGUUCUCCUGCACAAGAUCAGCGACAAAACGCUGCUCCGAACCAAGAACUGCCAUUAACGCCUUCAACAACGAGCGGCAAUCCUCAGUCGCCUGACCAAAUCUACUCUUUCGAGCAAACAAGAAUAUCCGAUUCCCCUGGAUGGUCUACAAAAACAACAACUGGUGACAAUCCUGUGAAUUCUGCAGCUCAAUGGUGGCAAAAUAAAACGAUAAAUUGGCCAAAUUCGAACGCGAAUUCCGAUCAAUUUUCUCCUCAGCCGAACAUUUCGACGACAAUGGUGGAAGUUGAAAACGCCAUUGAAGCGCAACAACAGCAGCAAGCCCAGCAAAUCGUCGUGAAUCCCGUCAAUAAUAAUGGGAAUCAAACUCCUACGUACAUCCAGGUUACUCGAACUCCGCAGGGGCAUAUUAUUCUGACUCAAGAUGCAAGUGAAGCUGGUAAAUGGGCGGCAAAUGCGACUAUUAACCUCAAUGUUGUUGCCUCGCCACAACAGACAACGACAACGAGUAAUAUUGUUCCUGUUACUUUGCCACUAGAUGGGGUUUCGACUGCCCAAAACUCUAUAAAUACGUCGCCAACGACUCCUAUUAGCCCAUCAACUGGUCGUAGGCUUCGUAGAGUGGCUUGUACUUGUCCUAACUGCCGUGAUGGGGAAGGAAGAACAGCUAAUGGCCGCAAGCAACAUAUCUGCCAUAUUCAAGGAUGUGGAAAAGUGUAUGGAAAAACGUCUCAUCUUCGAGCUCAUCUUCGAUGGCAUUCAGGAGAACGACCUUUUUUGUGUAACUGGUUGUUCUGUGGGAAACGAUUCACGCGAUCUGAUGAACUACAGCGACACAGACGAACUCACACGGGAGAAAAAAGGUUCACUUGUAGUGAGUGUGGGAAAAAAUUCAUGCGAAGUGAUCAUUUGUCUAAGCAUGUAAAAACCCACACGAACGGAAAGAAUAAAACUUCUUCUACCACUGCUGUGACAAUUCAGGAGCCGGUCAUAAUCCAUCCUCAAUCAGAAGCUCCAGAAAUACAACCUUCUUGUAUUCAAAGCGAUGGCACUGCCAUUGUAGAGAUAAAUAUUCCCCAGGUCGUUUCUGUGAACCAAGAUGGUUGCAUCUCGCAGACAGAUUUUCAAGAUAGGACUCUGGAAGAUGAAUUUAGUAAUGCUUCAGCUGAAGAUUUUAUAAGUGCUACUGAUUUUAGUUCAGUAUCUAUGGAAUAAAAUCUUUUUGAUAUGGUACGUUUCUGUCUAGAUUUUAUAAUCUGGUUUUUCAAAAGAUGAAAUACAUACAGUGCACAGAUAUCUUGUACUAUACUACAUUGUCCUUAUUGAGACUGUACUACACGAUUAUGUCAUGUAGUGUUAACAACAAAAACAAAACAAAAAUAAUUCGUAAAUAUUGUCUUAAUAGAUACCGCUUUAAAAUUACAAAGGAUUUCAUGUGGAAAAUGUUAUUAUUGCUAUUACAUGGCUAUAUUAAUGAUUAUAUAUUAUAUUAUGUAUUAAGGGGUGAUAGAUGGUCAAUGACAGAAUAUAAGAUAUGCAGAUUAGUUGAGUGCCUCAGCAGAUGCAUUUAAUGCUUUUUAAAAAUAUCAUUUACAUAAUGGCAACAUUUUGUAUCUCUACCAAAAUUCUUUGAAACUUUUUGUAUUGUUUUUAUUCCCUAAUAAGAUAUAAGCUAAACAAAAGAGUGUGUUGAGAUCCUAGCUGACAGCGAUGCCACAUUGUAGGAAUAUUUUUCAAGACUCCAAGUUUCGCAUAUGACCAUUUGUCAGCACGACCCAUUGUACCAUAUCUUUUGUCAUCUCCAAAGCUCUUGCAUAUACAUUUGUAACUGUGCUGACCAUAAGAUAAAUUGAUAAUUACACUUAGUGUAAUGUCAUCUGCUGUUGGCAUUUAAACUCAUUAAUGUAUUUCAUGUCAUAGAACUGAGCUAAUAUGACUAAUUAAUGAAAGAAUUAUGUUAAUUGGUACACUUAAAAUGGUUAGGUGGAAUAUUGGAGCAAAGACCAAUGAGGUUAAUAUAAAAAUUGGCUGCCCAAGACAUAACUUACAGGGGUGGAUCCAGGGGAGGGUUGCACACCUCUCCCAGGCCUGGUUUGACUUUGUGCCCCUACUUCAAAGAUAACCAAUACAAAAUAAUGUUAUUUUUUCUUUGAUUUUAAGAGGUGCACCCCUCCCUGAAAUAGUGUUGUGAGCACUAGCCCUCCCUGAACAAAAUUCUGGAUCUAUCCCUUAGUUAUGUUAUUGUCAUUCUAAAUAGCAUGCCUGAAAUUUAUGAUUUGUUGUCAUAGCAAAAAAGGGUUUUGGUGGAUAUCAAUCAAAGGGUUUCCAUGACAUCAGAAAGGUUUUCAAGGGCAUUUGCCUGUGAAGUGAUGAAGAUUGAAUUUAAUUCCAAAAGCUACUUUGUCUCAAUGUGGAUUCAAUACAAUCCAUUAAGAAUGACUUCAAAUGGAUAUAUAUUUUAUUUUUUUUACUGAAUAACCCUUCUCGGCCUUGUUUGUUUCAAUAACUAAUUAUUAUUAUUUUGUCAUUAGAGCAGUUUUCAUUAGCCCGUGAUUAAACAAAGCGUAGCAACAAAGGUGUAAUACUGUAGUCAGAUAAACACAAUAGAAAACAGAACUAGAGCAAAAUAGUGCUAAAUAUGCUACAGUUUGUUUUACGGGUUUAUGCAAACCAAGGUGUUCAAUCCUUUUCUUGUAAGUAUAUAUUCUUGGUUUGCAAUCAAUCCCAAGAGAGCACAAUAACAAAAGGGAUGUCCGCCAAGUUGGAAGAUAUAACAAAAGAAUUCAUUGAAAAAUCUUUUGUCAAAUUCUUCCAACAUGGUGGCUAUUGCAAACGAAGAAUUGUGCAUUCCAUGUUUAAAAUAAUAGCUCUAUAUUUAUACAAAUUAGUGUACAGCCUAGUUAAUUAACUUGUCUUUUAGAUAAUUUGAAAUCGAAAUACAAAAUAUCUUUAUCUUCAAGUUACUUCAAAAUAGCAAUAUUUUUUUGAAAAAGCUCUAAAUAAGUUUCAAGGUGCUAAAAGGUAUGCAAGUCCCCAAAAAUGGUGUCCAUAUAUAUACAUCGAUAUUAUUCUAUUUUAUUCUUUUAAAACUUAGGUAAUUGGUGCUUUUUGUAUAGUGACUCAAACUCAAAUAGACCCUUGCGCAAAAUGUUUUUUCCAUUUCAGACCAUUUGUCAUUUCCUAGUAGAGUAUCAUUUCUUUGUUAGAAGGCUGUACAUGAAAAAAAAAWAUUAUUCUCAACGGAAUGACACUUGGUCUGAAAUGGGAAAACAAUGGCCCAAGCUAAGUGGGUCUAGAGACAGUAAUAAAUGAUCAUUGGAUGAGGUUGAGCUUGAUAUUGUAAAUUGUUAAGUACAAUAAUGGUUCAGAAGAUAAUUAUUAUCUUCUGAACCCGCAGGCUGAGAAGUUUAAAACAGCCAAGGUGUCGAUAAUUUGUGUGAAGUUCUAGAUAUCAUGAACUGGCUGUAGGCUCCCGGCCUAUCAGAAGUGGGUUAGUAAAAUUUAUAAUAUAAUAUAAUAAAGUAAAUAAUAGUAAUGUCUAGGAUGUAUUGAUUAGGAUAUAUAAAUUAUGUAAUGAAAUGAAGGAAAAGCAUUUCGCUUUAAUAAAAACUGGAACAACUA
Messenger RNA from Actinia tenebrosa (Australian red waratah sea anemone), 4220 nucleotides. RefSeq lists its product as uncharacterized. Gene Ontology annotation, biological process: regulation of transcription by RNA polymerase II. Lineage: Eukaryota; Metazoa; Cnidaria; Anthozoa; Actiniaria; Actiniidae. Gene Ontology annotation, molecular function: RNA polymerase II cis-regulatory region sequence-specific DNA binding; DNA-binding transcription factor activity, RNA polymerase II-specific. The record is from RefSeq and is a predicted model, not a curated record.